Molecule: messenger RNA, 804 nt
Organism: Saccharomycodes ludwigii
Lineage: Eukaryota; Fungi; Ascomycota; Saccharomycetes; Saccharomycodales; Saccharomycodaceae
Gene: NRE1
Product: sepiapterin reductase family protein
Exons: 1
Coding region: 1-804 (267 amino acids)
Cellular component (GO): intracellular anatomical structure
Molecular function (GO): oxidoreductase activity, acting on NAD(P)H, oxygen as acceptor
Source: RefSeq, a predicted model, not a curated record
AUGUCUAACGUUAUUAUUGUUACUGGCUGCUCCAAAGGUUUAGGUAAGGCAAUUGUUGAAAAAUUAUUAUCGUUAUCUUCCUCAAGACAUAACGAUGUUUUGGUGAUAGGUUUGGCAAGAUCUAAAGAAAAAUUAAUUUGUUUGCAAGAAAAAUUUGGUUCAGCUCGCUUUCAAUACAUUUGUGGUGAUAUAACUAGUGUUGAAACCAUCACUAAAUUAUUGAAAUUUUUACAGGAGAAUAAAAUUCAUCAUAUUCAAGGUUUAAUUUGUAAUGCUGGAGUAUUACAACCAGUUGGAAACGUUAAUACUAUAAAUGUUGCGGAAUGGAAAAACUUAUUUGAUGUCAAUUUUUUCAGUAUUGUUGAUCUUGUAAGUAAAUUAUUGCCAUUUUUGAAGCAAGCGCCAGGUCCUAUUAACACUGCGGGCAACAUUAUAUUUGUUAGUAGUGGUGCCAGCGUAAAGAACUAUGAUGGCUGGGGCGCUUACGGAUCUUCCAAGGCUGCACUAAAUCACUUUUGUGGUACUUUAGCCAGGGAAGAGCCAUUGAUUAGAGCGGUUUCUGUAGCACCAGGUGUUGUUGACACGGACAUGCAAGUUGAAAUCAGGAAAAAUGAAAAUAAAGGUAUGAGUCAAGAAGCUUUGCAAAGAUUUAUAGACCUAAAAAAAAAAGGACAAUUAUUGUCACCAGAAGUACCAGGUGUUAUAUAUGCUAAUUUGGCUUUGAAGGGGAUUGAAAAUGAAAUCAAUGGUAAAUACAUAAGAUAUAAUGAUCCUUUGUUACAGGAAUACUCUGUCAAUGUAUAG